AUGUACCGCCUGUGCCGCCUGUCCCCGCCGCUGUCCCCGCUGCUGUCCCCGCUGCUGUCGCCCGGGCCCCCGCGCCUCGCCCCCCGGCCCGCCUGGGCCGCGCUGCCGCCGGGGCCGGGCCCGCGCCGCGCCGCCGCCAAGGAUGCAUCUGAACCACUCAAAAACACUGAUCCCAGUGCUGAAAACAAGAAACUCAACAAAUCCCAGCAGCUGAAACAAAUUUUUAAAGAAUAUGGUGCUGUAGGGGUUUCCUUCCACGUUGGAAUUUCUUUAGUAUCUCUGGGAAUCUUCUACCUGGCUGUGUCAAGCGGUGUGGACAUGAACGCGGUUCUGUUCAAGCUGGGGUUCAGCGAGGCCUCUCUGCAGUCCAGGGCAGCAGCUGGCACCAGCACCUUCGUGCUGGCCUAUGCUGUGCACAAGCUCUUCGCCCCCGUGCGCAUCAGCAUCACCGUGGUGUCCGUGCCCUUCAUCGUCCGCUACUGCCGCAAGGCCGGCUUCUUCAAACCGCCCGCCUCCAGCCCCUGAGCUCUCCCUCCUCCUCAUUCUUCUGUGCUCCAUCUCCACCUGGCUCUUCAGGUGAAAAGUUUUGAUAAGACUUACUUGGGUCCAGGUUGAUCUCAUCUUGCGUUUCUUACUUGUUCUUUCAGGUAAAUGUCACUGUGAAAAGUGCUGCCCCUUGUCUCCCUUCCCUUUUGCCACUUAUUCUUAGGAAAAAUCUGUUUGAAUGGGAUCUGGUUUGUACUCCAAGUGGGAAUAUAAAUGUUUGACAAUGACCACAGUUCUGGGUCUUUAUAAUCCAGCUUUUUGAGCUUCUAUUUUAUUUUAUUUUCUUUUCGAAACAGAGUCAUAGCAUUAAUUUAUAGCCACGUAGCUGAGAAACUGUGAGAUUCUCUUUCCAGCAGAAUAAACCAUCUCUCACUCCGUGGGUAGUUCUCUUGAUAAGGAAUCUAAAGUGGCAGGUGGGUGUUCCUUGGUUAGAAGAUACUUUCAUUGUAGCCCUUGCAGUACAACACAGGCACUGAGCUCACUUCAGCAGGAGUACCCAUAUAAUUAAUUAUUGCAGUCACAAUUGGUUUAGUCACAGUAGAUGAAGCACUCUUCUAAAACUAUGUGUAGUGCUUCCAUAGUCCAAGAUUUUAUUAUUUAAAAAUUUGCUGGCUGGUGUCAGCAUUACUGAAGUCCUUUUGUUUUUUAAAUGUUUAUAGGCUCAGAAGAAAUCCUGAGUCUACUAAAAUCAGUGUACCUUGAAUUACCUAUGUGAACAUACUUCAAACAGCAUCAAGGCAGAGAGAAGUUGGGGGAAUAUUACUAUUUUGAGAUCUAGUUUUGUACUAGAAACACUUUUUUUUUUAAAUCUUAAAACUUAGUUGAGGAAGGAAAGGAAGAAUAAGUAACUUCUUGUGAUAAGUAGCCUCUUGCCUCCCCUCAGCCAGAACAUUAAAUUGCACUUUAACUCCUCCCCACAGUGUCACAGGUUUCAUGUGGACCAAGGAUAAAAAUUCCAAAAUAACUCUCAGGCAGCCUUGUUUACUUCAGUUAGAAUAACUUCUGAGAAAGAUGUUUUGCCCUAAAGGUGAUAGAGAAUAUUCAAAAGUUUAAUUUUCAAAAUCAUAUGUAAAGCUGAAACCAUUUAAAACAAAUGUACCUAAAAAGCCAGAAGACACAAGUACUAAACUGGAGUUUUCUUGCUGUGAAGAAACAGCUUUAUAUAAAUUAUGGCCAGAAUUCUAAUUACUUAUAUGGUUGUAUAAACUACUGGAAGUUUUAGAUUAAGCUUUUUGCAAAGUGUAUUUUAAAAUAAUUCAAGAAUAUAUUUUGAAUUCCAGAAUCCUUGCUUGUAGAAGGAUCAUUUUUUAAAAUUAUUUGUAAAAUAGCAAAGUCUUAUACUGAAAAGACAAUAAAUUGCUUUCUCUUCUUGC
This is a messenger RNA of Parus major (Great Tit), 1919 nucleotides long. It is a transcript of the gene MIMS2, whose product is annotated as family with sequence similarity 210 member B. Gene Ontology annotation, cellular component: mitochondrion. The transcript is spliced from 3 exons. Lineage: Eukaryota; Metazoa; Chordata; Aves; Passeriformes; Paridae. Bases 1 to 525 code for a protein of 174 amino acids. The record is from RefSeq and is a predicted model, not a curated record.